AUGGCAGAAUCUACAAAAGCCGCGGCUCCCAAGGACACUGGAAGCCCAGAGUCUGAGAGCAGCACUGUUGGUAUUCGCAGUGGCAGUGAGACCAGUCUUUCGUCUUCAGAGCCAAGCGACGCGGCAAGGUCCCCCCAAGAGUCGACCAUGGCUCCUCUGCGCCUACAGCUAAGUGGAGUAUACGAAGAGAAUAUUCUAGCCAAGAUUUUCCGCACUGCUUCGGAUGAUUUGAAAGAUAAUAAUCCUCCAACAGCUUAUCCCGAAUAUGUGCUGCCUACAGGCCCGGAUGCUGGCAAGUAUAUUCUAAGGGAAUCUGACUUCUGGACAUGCGGUUUCUUUCCCGGCAGCAUCUACUCCCUUGCUGAGAGGCUUGUGAAGUUCCCCCAGGCCGUGCCAGUGAAACACAAGCAGCUCCUGUUGGAGCAGCUUUUGGCAUUGGGAGCCCAAUGGAUCGGACCAAUUCACUCCAUGGCUUCUCGUACCGACACACACGACAUGUCUUUCAUGAUACAGCCCUCAAUGCGUGUGCUGUGGGAGGUAUUCCAUGACACAAAAGCAUACGACUCCAUCUGCUUGGCUGCAAAGUCUCUCCACACCCGGUACAACUCAGUCGUCGGGGCCAUUAGAUCUUGGGAUGUACUCACCCAGCAUGAUGUGGAUAUUACAAGCCCCUCAGAGGACUUUCUCGUCAUCAUUGACUCCAUGUGCAAUCUCGAUCUCCUCUAUUACGCGGCCGCACACACAGGCAACACAGAGCUAAGUGACGCAGCGACACAGCAUGCGAAAACCCUGAUCAAGACGCAUCUACGACCUGAGAAGGACCCCAAAGGGUCGACCAAAAGCCUGUAUAGCACGAUCCAUGUGAUCAACCACGACCCAAGAACAGGCCUGAUCAAGGAACGGCGCACCGGCCAAGGCUACAGCCCAGAAUCUACCUGGGCGCGCGGCCAGGCAUGGGCCAUCAUGGGCUAUGCACAGACCUACGGCUGGACAGGGGACGAGGAAUUUCUGUCAACCGCUAUCGGCCUGGCUGAGUAUUUUGUGCUGAGGCUGGAGACAUCGCCAUCAUGUGUUGAGCUGACCGUUCCCGGAGAAGGGCGUAAACGUGGACGCUACGUUCCCCUUUGGGACUUCGACGCCCCGAUAACCGAUGAGGCGAACCCUCUUAGGGAUUCAUCUGCGGGUGUCAUCGCAGCGAAUGGGUUGCUCAUUCUGUCGCAGGCUUUGGCUGGGCUUGAUAGGGCAGAGGAGAGCAGGAGGUAUCGCGGUUUGGCUGUUCGAAUCAUCGCAGACACGCUGGAUCUUUCCCUCGCCUCGGAGAAGGCACGCUUCGUGUUCAAAGAUGGAAACGAGGUGCGUGUGGAGAACGUGGACCAGGGACAGCAGUUUGACGCGAUUCUCAAGAACGCAACUGCCAACUACAAUGCCAGGGACUAUAAACGGUACUGGGAUCACGGCCUCGUGUACGGGGAUUACUAUCUUAUUGAGUUUGGGAAUAGGCUUCUGAAGAUGGGGCUGGCAUAG
Molecule: messenger RNA, 1524 nt
Organism: Clonostachys rhizophaga
Lineage: Eukaryota; Fungi; Ascomycota; Sordariomycetes; Hypocreales; Bionectriaceae
Source: the annotation of a GenBank genome assembly